AUGACUAACACGCACGUCGAGACUCGCAACGACCUUCCGCCACUCACUGGUAGUCACGAAGUGCGCCACGUCUCCGUCCGCGGCCGCUUUGUCCGCAAGCGCAACUUAUCCAAAGGCCUCGUGUUCGGCGACGUCGAGCUGCAGGAUGGACAGCUUCUCGAGGUCAUGAUACGCGCACAAGCAGGUAUCCUGGACCUCGCUGCUAUCCGUCAGCUGAACCGGGACGUGCACCUUGGCGACCUGGUUACAGCUCACGGCACGUUGCAGCGUAAACGACACGAGCUGGAAAGCCUUGAUGGAUGGAUGCUCCUGCUCCAUUCCAUGCACGUGGACGAACUCGGGAGUCUGCGACACGCGGGCACUGUCUUCAGCUACACGGACUCGAGCGCUACGUCGUCUCCCAACUGUGCUGCUGGAAAUGGAUCGUGGGUGUUGCCGCCUUCGUCAAAGGCGAAGGCAGGCAACAAGUACACAAACAUGGUCGUCAUCGACGGUUUCAAUGCCUGCAAAUUCUACUUCUCCUCGUCCGGUGGCGCCAAUUGCCUGCGUGGCGAGCAGUGCCAUUUUUGGCAUGGACAGCCAGAGCAUUUCGUGGAGAACCGACGCCGCUGGAUGAAAAAGCGUCUCGAACAGCGCGCGAAAGCUGCACAUCUUGCUGGUGACAGCGGUGAUCCUCACUCGAAGAUCGGCAAGGCUCAGCGUAGCCGUAUCUUCUGCGACUGGCUUGUAAGCUCUGUCGGCGAGGAGCAGCUUGCCAGCGGAACGGGUGUCAUUGAUGUUGCUGGCGGUAAAGGCGAUAUUCCAACCCAGCUGUGGAUCCAACGAGGUAUCCCAACAACGCUCAUUGACCCGAGACCUAUGAAGCUCGGCAAACACAACCGGAAACUCGUUGCCAAAGCCGAAGCCACAACGGGUCGCAAAAUGAGCCCUCAAUUGCUGCGCUGCCUGGACGACGAGACACUGAGGCUGCACAUCGAGCUGUUCACAGACUGCUCUCUUCUUGUUGGAAUGCAUCCAGAUGAAGCCACCGAGGCCAUUGUCGACAUUGCUCUAGCACUAGGCAAACCAUUUGCUAUUGUGCCUUGUUGCGUGAUGAGCCGAGUAUUUCCACAUCGCAUUUGCCGUGAUGGCACGCCCGUCGACACGUACGAAACGUUCGUGAGAUAUCUGUUGGAGAAGCAUCCAUCCGUUCAGAGCGCAUUCCUGCCGUUCGCUGGCCGCAACCAAGUGCUAUACCUUUUCGACUACGACAAGGGACGAAAUACUGGUAUCGACGUCGUUGAUCCAACAAGCCCGUAA
Messenger RNA from Hyaloperonospora brassicae, 1299 nucleotides. The record is from the annotation of a GenBank genome assembly. Lineage: Eukaryota; Oomycota; Peronosporomycetes; Peronosporales; Peronosporaceae.